Molecule: messenger RNA, 522 nt
Organism: Effrenium voratum
Lineage: Eukaryota; Dinophyceae; Suessiales; Symbiodiniaceae
Source: the annotation of a GenBank genome assembly
AUGGUGCCGUACAGCCUCAAUGGGGGCAGACCGCAGAGAGUAUGGUUUGAUCGGGUGGCCAUGGCCUAUGAUGCGCCCGAGGACGAAGCCGGCCUCAAGAGGUCCGUGGAGUUAGUUGACAAAGAAAUUGACAAGCUGAAAGCCCUUGGCCUUCCUUCGUCGAAGAUAGGUGUGGCGGGGAUGUCCAUGGGCGGCUGCUUGGCGCUGCACGUGGGCUACGGAAUGGGUCGCCAUGCUGGGACGUUGGGCCUGGUGGCCAGCUUGAGCACUUUCCUUCCGAAGGACAGUUGUCUAGAUGCACUCGUUGCAAGAUCACUGUCUGCACCACUGUUCAUGGCGCACGGUCGGGAUGACUGCAUGAUCCAGCUGCCAUGGGCAGAAGCGACGUACAAGCGGCUCCAGUCUGCUGGCAUUGCAGCGAAGGAAUUGCUGAUCUUCCCGGGAGUGCAGCACGAGCUCUGUGCAGAGGAGGUGAAGCAAUUGCAGGACUUUGUGCUGCAGAAUCUGAGCGGAGCAAAGUAG